AUGUAAGAUUAUAGAGGUAAUUUCAAAAGAAUUGAAUUUGGAGUACAAUAGACUCCAGCUAAAUCAACUACAAAUAUGAAUGAUUUUCAGUCUUCAUAAAAAUUAAAAUAUGAACAAAUUAGCAAUAAACCUUAAUCAGUUAAUGUUAGUUUUGUUAAUGCUCCUGUUACAAUGGUAUCUAAAGAGUUAUUCACAUUAUAAAUACCAGUCAAAGUUAAAUAAUUAACUGAUGAUUGGAAUACAUAAUUAACAUUGAAAAUGAUAAUGUAAUCAAGUCAAUAAAUUCAUGGAUAAACAUUAAGAAUUGAAUUAACAGAUGAUGCAAACUUUUCGUUUUUACAAAUAUUAGAUUUAAAUGAGGCUGAAUUUUUAGCAUUAAAAAAUGAAUAAAGUUUACAUGUCGAUUUUGCUACAUUUCCAAUGAAAUUAGCAGAUUUAUUAUAAUUAUGUAUUAAUAGUUAGAGAGAUGAAAAAGUCAAGUAUAUUUCUAUAUUAAUAUUUUAGUUUCUAUGUUUGUUUGGAAACCAAGAAUGGAGAAUCUACACUUGCAGUAAUUGAAAAUAAUGAAUUUAAAAAAUUAACUCAUUUAUCAUUAAGAUUAAGAAGUGCAACUGAUGAUAUUCUUAAAUAUUUCUUAGCAAAUAAAUUAGCAAAUGAAAAAUAGGAAAAUGAAGAAUUACAUAAAAAAACUAAAAAAUUAACAGAAUAAUUAGAAGAUAAAUAAUGGGAAUUAGAGAAUUUGAAAUCUGAAGUAAGAAAAUUGACAGAAGAUAAUAAUGCAGUUCUUUAAUAAAUUUAAUUAGAUGAACAAAAAAAACUUAAUGACUUUAGAGAAUAAGUAUUAAGUAGAGAGACAAAUUUUAAAAGAGAAAGUGAAAAUGAAAAACAAUUUAUAAUUGAAAAAUAUGAAAAAAUUGUAUUUGAAUUGUAAAAUAAAUACACUUAAUUGCAAUAAACGAAUUAAGAAUUAUUAGAAUAAAAAAUGUAAUUAACUCAUUUAGACAAAGAGUUAAGAAAUAAAUUUACUAUAACUUAAUAAGAAUCUUAAUAAUUAUAGAAAGAGAAUUAAGAGUUUAGAGUUUUGAAUAAAGAAUUGGAUACACUUAAAUUUACUUAAGAAAGAUAAAUAAUAGAAUUAAGAAUUUAAAAGGAAGGAUUAGAAAAGUUGUUACAUGAUAAAGAAGAUUUUUUAAACAAUAAAUAAUAAUUAGUAGACAAUGAAAAAAAAUAGAAUGUAAUUUUAAUUUUAAAUAAUUAGGUUAUUUUAGAAGAAUAAGUAAAUAAUUAAAAAAAACAAAUAGAAAAACUUGAAUAGAGAAUUGCAGUAAUGAGUGAAGAAGUUAAUAAAGGAAAUUAAAUUAUAGAAAAGUUAGAAAAUGAAUUAAGCAAAUAAAAAGAAAAAAAUAAAUUAAAAAAUACUGUUGUUCUUUAAUAAGAAUAAACUGUAUAAUAGUUAUAAGAUGCAAAUGAUUUAAGCAAUAAAUAAAUUAAUGAAUGUAAUAUAUAAAUUUAUAAUUUAUAGUAAGGAGAGAAAAAGACAGUUUAGAAUUAAGAGUUAAAGACUAAGAAAAUACAAAUUUAGAUUUAAAAAAUAAAUUAGCAGAAAGUUAAAAAUUGCUUGAAUCAAAUAAUCAAAUGAUAUAAUAUUUAAAUAAAUGCUUGAAUGAAACUAAAGUUUAGGCACCAGCUUAAAUGCCAGGUUUUUCAACAUUAAAAAGUCAAACAUUUACAAAAUUUACAUCUCCAACACCUUUAUAAGAAGAUGUAUAAAAUUGAUAUUUAUUUUAUAGAGAAGUUUUAGGAAUUAAAGUGUAAAUUACUAACAGAAUCAAAAUAACAUAUCUUAGAUAUCAAAUGCAACAAUUCAAAACAAAUUUAAUUUCUGA
Molecule: messenger RNA, 1886 nt
Organism: Paramecium sonneborni
Lineage: Eukaryota; Ciliophora; Oligohymenophorea; Peniculida; Parameciidae
Source: the annotation of a GenBank genome assembly